GCAGCCUACUGUGUGGCUGCGCGAGAGCGGACAGUAUGUGGUGGUGGUGGUAAUGGCUGCCAGAGAAAGUGAGACUGACAACAAAUGAAUCCUUGAACGAAGACCGAAAGUGAGGAAGAGGAUGGUAAGCAGCCAGCCGAAGUACGAGCUGAUUCAGGAGGUGGGGCGCGGCAGCUACGGCGUGGUGUACGAGGCGGCGGUGAGGAGCACGGGGGCCCGCGUGGCCGUCAAGAAGAUCCGCUGCCACUCGCCGGAGAACGUGGAGCUGGCCCUGCGCGAGUUCUGGGCGCUGAGCAGCAUCCAGAGCCAGCACCCCAACGUCAUCCACCUGGAGGAGUGCGUGCUGCAGCGGGACCGGCUGGCCCAGAGGAUGAGCCAUGGCUCCAGCUCCCCGCUCUACCUGGAGCUGGUGGAGACCUCCCUCAAGGGGGAGAUCAUGUUUGACCCGUGCUGCGCCUACUACCUGUGGUUCGUCAUGGACUUCUGCGACGGCGGCGACAUGAACUCCUACCUGCUGUCCCGCAAGCCCAGCCGCAAGACCAACACCAGCUUCAUGCUGCAGCUGGGCAGCGCGCUGGCCUUCCUGCACCGCAACCAGAUCAUCCACCGGGACCUCAAGCCCGACAACAUCCUCAUCUCGCAGGGCCGCACGGCCGCCGGCUGCCCCGAGCCCACCCUGAAGGUGGCGGACUUCGGCCUGAGCAAGGUGUGCUCCUCCUCCGGGGUGAACCCCGAGGAGCCGGCCAGCGUCAACAAGUCGUUCCUGUCGACGGCGUGCGGCACGGACUUCUACAUGGCGCCCGAGGUGUGGGAGGGCCACUACACGGCCAAGGCGGACAUCUUUGCGCUGGGCGUGAUCAUCUGGGCCAUGGUGGAGCGCAUCACCUUCGUGGACGUGGAGACCCAGAAGGAGCUGCUGGGCAGCUACGUGCAGCAGGGCACCGAGAUCGUGCCGCUGGGCGAGGCGCUGCUGGAGAAUCCCAAGAUGGAGCUGCUGAUCCCGGCCCGGAAGAAGAGCAUGAACAGCCACAUGAAGCAGCUGAUCCGGGACAUGCUGUCGGCCAACCCCCAGGAGCGGCCCGACGCCAUGGAGCUGGAGCUGCGCCUGGUGCGCAUCGCCUGCCGGGAGCUGGACUGGGACACGUGACCCGGGCGGACAGGACCAGGACCAGGACCCGGACCCGGACACGGACACGGCUCGAGGCGAAGCACACUCACCACGUCUUGGGGACAUCCCUUCAGCAAUCGAGUUUUAUUGUAAUCUAUUCUAAUUGGAAGGUUUAUCUCUAAGCUAACGUAACGAAUGAGGACGGGAACUAUCCGACAGCACUGCUAAGUGAUUCCUUCCUGGUUCGUCCUAACAGGGCAAUCAGUUGACGAGGAAAGGGGAGACAUACACACACAUGCACACACCCCCUAACUAAAUACCCACCAGGACAGUGUGCCUGCACUGCUUUAUAACAGAUCCUAUCCACAUCAACAACCCUUACCUAAACCUAGCUAUCUCUAUACCAGCAAUAACCUUUUCAAACAGACAACUUCUGUUUCUUUCAAAUCCUACACAUCCACACACAUGGUGCUAAAUUGUGAUAUGUAAUGCAAAAUGAGGCCGUACCCUGUGAUCUUCAAUGGAAACACACACGCUUCCAUGCAUCAAUAUUUGGUGUGCUCAAUGGAAUCUGUAUCUUUGGUGGAACCAGUUCUGUCUCCCUGCACCCUUGUUGGCAAGGGAUUUCAACGUGGCAUAUUACCACCAGCAUCUGACUACUCCUUUAUAUUUCUACACAAAUUAUAGGCUGUGUACAAUACGCCGCACCAAUUAGUCACACUACACUCGUGAACUCCGUGAACGAAAUGCUCAGGUUAACAAUUUGCAGGAUUUGUGUAGACAAACAUUUUUGAUUACACCUAUGGGUAAACUUUGGUGCUUUCAGAUAGACUCUUCUUUCCCCCUGUGAUGGCAGUUGGUCUGAUGUUGGCUGCUGUUAUUAGUGGGGCUGGGUGUUGGGUGGGGCCCUGUUAUCAAGCAGCGCUCAGCCGGUAGGUUGCUAGUUCACUUCCUUCUACCAACAACCAUAUCCCACCAGAUUCGUAUCACGGAAAGACGGUAGAAGAUUCGGUAUUUUGGUAACUUGGGACACUAUGAGGAGGAAACGACAUGAGCAAGUUCACCAGAACCUGUUAUGACCGGCCUGACAUCCAGAUCAAUGAAAGUCUGUAAAUAUAAAAAAGAUGAACAGGUUUCGAUGUCCAUGUACUUAACUGACGACUGUGCUUGAUUUGUGUCAUCCUACGAGAUGUGACUUUGAGAUUUGGAAGGGAAGUUGAAUUCAAAUGCCUGUGAUUUUCUUAGUAAAUGUUGGAUGUGGGGGAGCUUUAGUAAAUCUCUGAAUGCACUUUUGGUUCUUUUGGUUUAAAUUUUUCUUUUUUUCACUCCCCUCUGUCUCUUUUUGGUAUUUUGACUGCGUUGGGCGAGGCGGAAUAACGGCAAUCAACGGUUGUUUACCACCUGGAAUGAACACUCAUACACACUCAGCUCCGCGAGCCUCUGCAUAGUUGUUGUUUUUUUGGCAUUGUAAACCAUUGUGUCUAAUACUCCACACUGUCAACGUGCCCCGUUCCCCUCGACCCCAGGAGCUCACCCCUAAUCCCAUUCACCGGGCUUCAGACAGUCAUGCUAAGCCUAUUAAAUUGUGGGUGUUGGGAGAGGGAUCACUGUUUCUUUAUUUAUUCAUUUCCUUUGAGGUCAUGAUUUCCUAAUGCACUGUUAAGGGUGUAUUGUCUUCCUUAACCCCCCCCCCCCCCCCCCCCGGAUCUAGAUCAAAUGUUUCAAUAUUAAGUCUGGCCUUAAUGGGGACCUAUUAUGCUUUUUCGACCUUUAUGACCUAAAAACGUUGUUAUAAUGAUUGAUAGUCAUAUUUAACCAUACACAAAAAACGAUGUCGAUUUUCGGGAAACUCUUCCUCUCAUCUGGGCGCUUUCAGCAUUCUCUGUCAAUGCUCGGUUUCGUCCUUCUCCGCCCCCUCGCCCCCCUCCUGCCAACCCAACUCCGUUGUGAUUGGUUACCUUCCUUGAAGCGCGUGCGCGGGCAGAUUUGACCAGGCAUAUGGGGGUGCGGCAGGAGUGCAUCUGCGUAGAUGAUUUCCCGGAAAUGUGAACAAGUGAAUGCAAACGCUGUCCCGAGUGUUUAGCGCUCUGCA
Messenger RNA from Gadus chalcogrammus (walleye pollock), 3200 nucleotides. RefSeq names its product PDLIM1 interacting kinase 1 like (gene pdik1l). NCBI's taxonomy places the organism in Eukaryota, Metazoa, Chordata, Actinopteri, Gadiformes, Gadidae. The record is from RefSeq and is a predicted model, not a curated record. Gene Ontology annotation, cellular component: autophagosome; cytoplasm. The coding region runs from base 122 to 1147 and encodes 341 amino acids. The transcript has 3 exons. Gene Ontology annotation, biological process: peptidyl-serine phosphorylation; axon extension; autophagosome organization. Gene Ontology annotation, molecular function: protein serine/threonine kinase activity; ATP binding.